Molecule: messenger RNA, 1888 nt
Organism: Juglans regia (Persian walnut)
Lineage: Eukaryota; Viridiplantae; Streptophyta; Magnoliopsida; Fagales; Juglandaceae
Product: probable chlorophyll(ide) b reductase NYC1, chloroplastic
Exons: 8
Coding region: 142-1533 (463 amino acids)
Biological process (GO): PSII associated light-harvesting complex II catabolic process; chlorophyll catabolic process
Molecular function (GO): chlorophyll(ide) b reductase activity
Source: RefSeq, a predicted model, not a curated record
ACCCAAUUUUUAUUUUUAUUUUUAUUUUUUUGAGAUGUUUGUAAGGAACAUAUAAAUUCCAACGUACGUAAAUUUCAAAGCCACACCCAUAAAUAUUGGAACGGUGAAUUAUCAGGAUCCUCUUUUCAAUUUAGAAUAGCCAUGGCUACAGCAAUUAGGCUUCGCAUUUUCCCACAAAGCUUCGAGCACUGCUUCAAGAACGACCACAGGACCGGCCAGCCAGUCGUUCCCAGACCAAGUUUAUGCAUGUUCCGGUUGGGACGACCCGGUCGGGGUGAUGGUUUGUGUUUGAAACAGUGUCGAUCGUUUAUGAGUGAGGAGGGAGAAGUCUCGGAGAAAAAGGGAGUUGUGCAAAAAGCGAGAAAGUCUCGAAAUUUGAAGGGAAGUGAGGCUAAGCUCGAAAGCGGAAGUGGGUUUUGGAAAUCUUUGAUGACUACAAUUUUGGGUGGUUUUAGAUUGGCUCACGGGGACGAGUAUGACAGGGCUGUGGCCAAGGUGGAGAAGGUGUUCUCUUCGAUUGCCAUCCAAAUUGGAAGAUAUAUUGUAACCAUGAUGAGCACGGGAGUGAUACUUGAAAUAGGAUUUCUGAUGUCAGGUGGAGACAGUCAAAUGGACACUUUGGUUUGGUAUAGCUGGCUUGGAGGAAUUAUUAUUGGAACCAUGAUAGGAGUAAAUAUGGGUUUAGAGGAACAUUGUCGAGCUGGUCCACGUAAUGUUGUUAUAACUGGAAGCUCUGAGUCUGUAGAUAUGACUGUCAAAGAACUCAAGGAUAACCUAGAGGAAUGUAUGACCAAGGCAGGUGACUCAUCCAGGAGAAAGCUGCAACAAGCAAAAGUGGUGGGCAUUCCGUGUAAUGUAUGUGCACCUGGUGAUGUACAGAAACUGGCAAACUUUGCUGUCCAUGAACUUGGCUCUAUCAACAUCUGGAUAAACAAUGCUGACAUGAAUAAAGGUUUUAGACCAUUGCUGCAGUUUUCUGAUGAAGAUAUUAGACAGAUUGUCUCAACGAACCUGGUUGGCUCUCUUCUUUGCACACGAGAGGCCAUGCAAGUGAUGAAGAACCAGUAUAAGGGGGGCCACAUAUUUAACAUGGAUGGUGCAGGUUCUGGGGGAUCUAGAGGUUCUGGGGGAUCUAGUACCCCUCUCACAGCUGUUGGUUCGAGUGUAAAAAAUAAGCAAAUGUUUAACAUUAUCUGUGAGCAUCCCGAAACGGUUGCUAGAACUUUAGUUCCAAGGAUGCGGGUUGUAAAGGGUACAGGGAAGGCAAUCAAUUACUUGACUCCUCCUAGGAUCUUGCUUGCUUUAGUCACUGCAUGGCUUCGACGAGAUCGCUGGUUUGAUGCACAGGGAAGGGCAUUAUAUGCUGCAGAAGCAGAUCGCCUCCGAAACUGGGCUGAAAACCGCACUCGAUUUUCUUUUACAGAUGCCAUGGAGAUGUACACAGAGAACACUUGGGUGUCAGUUUUCUCACUUUCUGUAGUUUGUGCUUUCAUAAUCCUUUCUACCAGUGGCAGCACAUUUCAUGGUACGUGAGUUCUUGGUAGAAUUACAACCUAAAAGAAUCAGGAAUACAUAUAGAUCAGGCCAAUGCUCUUCGGGAAGGAUGUCUAGUGCUGUAACUGCAUAGAUCACACUAGCAGCCAAUUAGUGGUCUUUAUACCCUGCAUCCUCUUCAAACUUCCUUAACAAUUAGGAGUUCAGUUAUACAUUGAUUCCAAAAAUUUGACCACCCAGGCAAGAAGAGUCCAGUAAAGGUUGGGUUGUGUGGACAGAAACAGACUAUAAUUCAUUGAUGAAGCAUUCCAAUGUGUGGAAUUCUUAUAUGACAUGUAAUGUUUCUAUGAGUUCAUAAUGAAGUUCCCUUUCAACAUCUUUGCACAUGCUUUGA